GCUGCCGGAGAGCGGCUCCCGCGGCUCUUCGCUCGGGCGCCCCGGUUCGCCUCGGCGUCCGCCGCCGCCGCCGCCUGCUCUUCCUCCUCCGUCGCCGCGCCGCCGCCGCCGCUCGCAGCCCCGCAGCCCCUCCUGCCAUGGCCGCCGCGGGCGCCCGGCGCGGCCCCGGCCCCGGCCCCAGCUCGAGGCUCCGGGAGCGGCUGAGGCGCGGCUUCCACCCGGCGCCGCCGCCGCUGCUGCUGUUCCUGUGCCUGCUGUCGCCGCGGCCGCUGCUGGCCGGCGCCACCGCCGCCGCCUCGCAGGAGCCCGACAGCCCGUGCCGGCUCAAGACCGUCACGGUGUCCACGCUGCCCGCGCUGCGGGAGAGCGACAUCGGCUGGAGCGGCGCCCGCGCCGGGGCCGGGACUGGGACCGGGGCGGGAGCCGCCGCCGCCGCCGCCGCGUCCCCGGGCUCCGCGGGCUCCGCGGGCACCGCCGCCGAGACGCGCCUCCUGCUCUUUGUGCGUAACGAGCUGCCGGGGCGCAUCGCGGUGCAGGACGACCUGGACAACACCGAGCUGCCCUUCUUCACCCUGGAGAUGUCUGGCACGGCGGCGGACAUCUCGCUGGUGCACUGGAGACAGCAGUGGCUGGAGAAUGGCACCUUGUACUUCCACGUCUCCAUGAGCAGUGCUGGGCAGCUGGCCCGGGCCACCACCCCCACACUCCAGGAGCCCUCGGAGAUUGUAGAGGAGCAGAUGCACAUACUCCACAUUUCUGUGAUGGGCGGCCUCAUCGCACUGCUGCUGAUGCUGUUGGGUCUCACGGUGGCGCUGUUCGCCCAGAGGCGCUGGCAGAAGCGGCGCCGCGUCCCGCAGAAGAGCGCGAGCACGGAGGCCACCCACGAGAUCCACUACAUCCCGUCGGUGCUGCUGGGGCCGCAGGCCCGGGAAGGCUUCCGCUCCUCGCGGCGGCAGGCCCACGGCUCCGUCAUCGGCGUGCCCAUCCGGGAGACCCCCAUCCUGGAUGACUACGACUGCGAGGAGGAGGAGGACCCGCCCCGGCGCGCCAACCACGUCUCCCGCGAGGACGAGUUCGGCAGCCAGGUGACCCACGCCCUGGACAGUCUGGGCCGACCAGGGGAAGAGAAAGGGGACUUCGAGAAGAAAGCAGCAGCUGAGGCGGCGCAGGAGACAGUGGAAUCCCUGAUGCAGAAGUUCAAGGAGAGUUUCCGCGCUAACACGCCCAUCGAGAUCGGUCAGCUGCAGCCAGCCCCGCGCAGCACCUCGGCAGGGAAGCGGAGGCGGAGGAGCAAGUCUCGAGGAGGAAUCAGCUUUGGGAGAACCAAGGGGACUUCAGGUUCAGAGGCAGACGACGAAACGCAGCUGACGUUCUACACAGAACAGUACCGCAGCCGCCGCAGCAAAGGUUUGCUGAAAAGCCCAGUGAACAAGACAGCCCUGAUGCUAAUUGCCGUGAGCUCAUGCAUCCUGGCCAUGGUAUGUGGCAGUCAGAUGUCCUGUCCGCUCACUGUGAAGGUGACUCUGCACGUGCCUGAGCACUUCAUUGCAGACGGGAGCAGCUUUGUGGUGAGUGAAGGAAGCUACCUGGACAUCUCCGACUGGUUAAACCCGGCCAAGCUGUCCCUGUAUUACCAGAUCAACGCCACCUCCCCGUGGGUGAGGGACCUCUGUGGACAGAGGACAACAGAUGCCUGUGAGCAGCUCUGUGACCCAGAAACUGGAGAGUGCAGCUGUCAUGAAGGCUAUGCCCCUGACCCGGUUCACAGACACCUGUGUGUGCGCAGUGACUGGGGACAGAGCGAAGGACCUUGGCCUUACACUACCCUUGAGAGGGGCUAUGACCUGGUGACGGGGGAGCAAGCCCCUGAAAAGAUUCUCAGGUCUACUUUCAGCUUGGGCCAAGGCCUCUGGCUUCCUGUCAGCAAAAGCUUCGUGGUUCCGCCCGUGGAGCUGUCCAUCAACCCCCUGGCCAGCUGCAAGACAGACGUCCUCGUCACGGAAGACCCUGCAGAUGUCAGGGAAGAAGCGAUGCUGUCCACAUACUUUGAAACCAUCAAUGACCUGCUGUCCUCCUUUGGGCCAGUCCGCGACUGCUCUCGGAACAAUGGGGGCUGCACGAGAAACUUCAAGUGUGUGUCUGACCGCCAGGUGGACUCCUCGGGAUGUGUGUGCCCCGAGGAGCUGAGGCCCAUGAAGGAUGGCUCCGGCUGCUAUGACCACUCCAAAGGCAUCGACUGCUCUGAUGGCUUCAACGGCGGCUGCGAGCAGCUGUGCCUGCAGCAGACGCUGCCUUUGCCCGAUGACGCCACCUCCAGUGCCAUCUUCAUGUUCUGUGGUUGUGUGGAGGAGUACAAGCUGGCUCCGGAUGGAAAAUCCUGCCUCAUGCUCUCAGACGUCUGCGAGGGCCCCAAGUGCCUCAAACCCGAAUCCAAAUUCAACGACACCCUCUUUGGAGAGAUGCUACAUGGGUACAACAACCGGACGCAGCACGUGAACCAAGGCCAGGUCUUCCAGAUGACCUUUAGGGCUGUAGCACGUGCCCAGUUUGGCAGACAAAUCACAGGCCAGCCACAAACCCCCAGGCAGAAGCCACGAUCACAGGCACAAACAAGAACAGCUCCACAGGCCAGGGAGAACAACUUCAUCAAGGACUUUCCUCAGCUGGCCGACGGGCUGUUGGUGAUCCCGCUGCCGGUGGAGGAGCAGUGCCGGGGGGUCCUCUCCGAGCCCCUCCCGGACCUCCAGCUGCUCACCGGAGACAUCAGGUACGACGAGGCCAUGGGUUACCCCAUGGUGCAGCAGUGGCGGGUCCGGAGCAACCUCUACCGUGUGAAGCUCAGCACCAUCACCCUCUCAGCAGGCUUCACCAACGUCCUUAAGAUCCUGACCCAGGAGAGCAGUCGGGAGGAGCUGCUGUCCUUCCUCCAGCACUACGGCUCCCACUACAUCGCAGAGGCGCUCUACGGCUCCGAGCUCACCUGCGUCAUCCACUUCCCCAGCAAGAAGGUCCAGCAGCAGCUGUGGCUCCAGUACCAGAAAGAGACCACAGAGCUGGGCAGCAAGAAGGAACUCAAGUCUAUGCCCUUCAUCACCUACCUCUCAGGUCUGCUGACAGCCCAGAUGCUGUCGGAUGACCAGCUCAUCUCAGGUGUGGAGAUCCGCUGUGAAGAGAAAGGCCGCUGUCCCUCUACCUGCCACCUUUGCCGCCGGCCAGGCAAGGAGCAGCUGAGCCCCACACCAGUGCUGCUGGAAAUCAACCGUGUGGUACCGCUUUACACCCUCAUCCAAGACAAUGGCACCAAAGAGGCCUUCAAGAGCGCUCUGAUGAGCUCCUACUGGUGCUCAGGGAAAGGGGACGUGAUCGAUGACUGGUGCAGGUGUGACCUCAACGCCUUUGAUGCCAGUGGGCUCCCCAACUGCAGCCCCCUCCCACAGCCAGUGCUGCGGCUGUCCCCAACAGUGGAACCUUCUAGCACUGUGGUCUCCUUGGAGUGGGUGGAUGUUCAGCCGGCUAUUGGCACCAAGGUCUCUGACUAUAUUCUGCAGCACAAGAAAGUGGAUGAAUACACAGAUACAGACCUCUACACAGGAGAGUUCCUGAGCUUUGCUGAUGACUUACUCUCUGGCCUGGGCACAUCUUGUGUAGCAGCUGGUCGAAGCCAUGGAGAGGUUCCAGAAGUCAGUAUCUACUCCGUCAUCUUCAAGUGUCUGGAGCCCGACGGCCUCUACAAGUUCACUCUGUAUGCUGUGGAUACACGAGGGAGGCACUCGGAGCUCAGCACGGUGACCCUGAGGACGGCCUGCCCACUGGUGGAUGACAACAAGGCCGAAGAAAUAGCUGACAAGAUCUACAAUCUGUACAAUGGGUACACAAGUGGAAAGGAGCAGCAGACCGCCUACAACACGCUGAUGGAGGUCUCAGCCUCAAUGCUGUUCCGAGUCCAGCAUCACUACAACUCUCACUAUGAGAAGUUUGGCGACUUUGUCUGGAGGAGUGAGGAUGAACUGGGGCCCAGGAAGGCCCACCUGAUCCUACGACGGCUAGAGAGGGUGAGCAGCCACUGCUCCGGCCUCCUGCGCAGCGCCCACAUCCAGAGCCGUGUGGACACCGUGCCCUACCUUUUCUGCCGCAGUGAGGAAGUCCGGCCUGCGGGUAUGGUGUGGUACAGCAUCCUUAAGGACACCAAAAUCACAUGCGAGGAGAAGAUGGUGUCCAUGGCCCGAAACACGUAUGGGGAGUCCAAGGGCCGGUGAGGGAGGGCGCCGCCCUCCGUGAGCACAGAGACCCUCCGUGGGAGGGGGAGCAGUACUCACGUGGACCCUGGGGCCUGGGUGGGCUGGGGGUCAGCCGAGGAGGGGCCCGGCAGAUGAGGCUCGCCAGCGAGCCAAAGCAAACUCUUUUCUCUUGUGGAUAGCCAACAGAGAACUUUGUAACCACUGGAAUUGUCCAUUUUUCUCUAUCUUUUAUUUUUUUCUAAGAUAUUAUUUGACGCUAGCAAAGUCUCCCCUUUUUAAACGUUUUCUUAUGGAUGGCGGUCAGUCCCGAGGCAGGACCUGUCAGGUGGAGAUCAAGCGGCCUUUGUUCUUCUUCCUUCCGCCUGCCACACGCAGCUUCCUUCUGCCACGGACCCCUGGAGGGGCCCUCUGGAGGGACAACGGGACCUCCUCAGCGUCAGGAAGGAGGCCCCAAGGACUGUGGCAGUGAGGAAGCUUGGGUCUUUAUGACUUUUUUUUUCAGACGUUACCGAGUUUGCAGGACCCCUGCCUCUUCCUGCUACCUGUGGGUCUGCCCAGAGUCCCUGCGGGACUUUCCAUGCAUUAAAAAUUCCUAUUGUCU
This is a messenger RNA of Manis pentadactyla (Chinese pangolin), 4839 nucleotides long. RefSeq names its product astrotactin 2 (gene ASTN2). Gene Ontology annotation, biological process: neuron cell-cell adhesion; neuron migration. Bases 138 to 4256 code for a protein of 1372 amino acids. NCBI's taxonomy places the organism in Eukaryota, Metazoa, Chordata, Mammalia, Pholidota, Manidae. The transcript is spliced from 24 exons. The record is from RefSeq and is a predicted model, not a curated record. Gene Ontology annotation, molecular function: protein binding.